Messenger RNA from Medicago truncatula (barrel medic), 1220 nucleotides. RefSeq names its product nodulin-26. Gene Ontology annotation, biological process: transmembrane transport. Gene Ontology annotation, cellular component: membrane. Bases 13 to 801 code for a protein of 262 amino acids. The transcript has 5 exons. Gene Ontology annotation, molecular function: channel activity. Lineage: Eukaryota; Viridiplantae; Streptophyta; Magnoliopsida; Fabales; Fabaceae. The record is from RefSeq and is a predicted model, not a curated record.
UCAACCUAUAACAUGGCUGAUUCACUCACAGUUAAUGUUGAUUCCUCACCUAAGCUUGAAUUAUAUGCUAAACAAGAAAAAAAUAUCAGCUAUGAGACUGAACACUCUCCAUCUAGUAUCCAAAAGGCUCUUGCUGAAUUUGUGGGUACAUACAUUCUUAUAUUUGCUGGUUGUGGGGCUGCUCUUGUCAACGAGAAGUUACCAAUCACAGUAGUUGGCAUAGCAGUUGUUUCAGGUUUAGCUUUAACCGUCGCAAUAUAUUCGGUCGGCCAUGUCUCUGGUGCUCAUUUCAAUCCCUCUGUCACAAUUGCCUUGGCCGUUGUCCAAAAAAUUCACUUCAAACUUGUGCCCGUUUAUGUGGUAUGUCAGUUGAUGGGUGCUACACUGGCCACUCUGACCCUCAAAGUGUUGUAUCAUGACAAGGUGGAAAUUGGUGUAGCAUUGACCCAAUUUUCAAACCCAACUUCUUAUCUUGAAGCAUUGGUUUGGGAAUCCAUAAUCACUUUCAUAUUGGUGCUAACUAUUUGUGGUGUUGCCACUGAUCACAGAGGGAGCAAAGAUCUUGCUGGAGUUGCAAUAGGAAUUUCAGUUCUGAUUAAUAUCAUCAUUGCCGGGCCUACCACGGGAGCUUCGAUGAAUCCAGCAAGGAGUUUAGGUCCUGCCAUAGUAUCAGGCAAUUACAAAAACAUUUGGGUUUAUAUCAUAGGACCAACUAUUGGAGCAGUCUUUGCAACUGUGCUUUACACAUUCCUAAGAGUAACAAAACCAGCUCAACCAGAACCAGAAUCAUAUCAUGUCUGAAAUCAUAAUUAUUUGACUUUCUGAUCCAUCGACUGAUUGUUAAUUUCUAUGAGUUUUAUCAAGCUUCGAGGAUCUGUAUUCUAUACCUGUCAAAAAAAAUUAUGUAGCAGAAGCUCAUUCACUAGUUUAGAAAAGAAAUGCAAUAGUGCUUGUUCCCCGUGCUUCUAAGCAAAGCUGCGAUGAAGUACACAGUGAGGACUAAGAAUAUUUGUAUCAAGACUAUAUAUGUGCUAGAAAUUAUAAGUUAACCUUUUAGAAAAUGUAAUAAUAAAGUUAGCCACGGCUCAAAUGGAACUUUUUAGACGGAUUGAUUAAUCCAACGAAUGAGAACGGUUGAAAUGCAUGGUGCCUUUGGCGCACUAAAGAUACUGAAUAUGUUCCCAUAGUCAUCAAUCAGCAGUUAAGCACAAAAUUUAUAC